AGUAGUAAGUCAGUAAUUUAUACACUGAGUACCGUAAUCAAAUCUUUACGAAUAAUACACUGUAAGAAGGCCAUUUACAUCGAGAGUACUGAAAAAAAGCUAGAGGAGACUCAUGACGGAAAAUAUAAAUUUGUAGUCAAUAAGAUUAAAACUCUGCUGUAUCAAAUCAACAUAUGUAUUAAGGGAAUUUUGGAGGUUAUUGAUGUCAUUAUGAUGUCAUGUGCAUCAGCAAACAUGAGUGAGGAUGAGUUUAAAAAUGAAAGAUGCAAUAUGACUGUGCAAAAAAAUUACAGGGAACUUAGAUCCCCAGAAGAAUUAAAGAACGACAUUUUUAAAGAUGAAAAAGAUAUCCCGUUACAAUUCGUCAAACAAAGAAGCAAACAGUGGUUUUCAAGGAGACAAGAUGUAAAAGUUACUGGAAGCGUUGCCUAUAAAGCUUUAGGUCUUGAAUCUCUUUCUGCUCAAAAAGCAUAUUUUGAUGAAGCUUAUUGUGAGUGUAGAUUAGAAAAGACAGAAAAACCCGAAGGCCUGCAGAAAGCGCUCGACCAUGGGACUUUAAAUGAAAUAAAUGCCAUUGCUACUCUAGUUAGUAAGGUCAUGCCUGUUUAUUUUCCAGAAUAUACUUUUCAUGAGGAAGGAGCUUAUGUUAUUGAAAAUAAAGAGGGUAAAAAAUUGAUGAUCAUAUCACCAGAUGGAAGCUUAAGAGAUGGGACGAAUGUGAUAUCAGUUGAAUUAAAAUGUCCAUUUUCCGUCUAUGUUGGAGCUACACCGGUAUACUACGAGGUAAAGAAUCGUCACAUGAUUCAAAACUGCUUGGAAGCAAAUGUACUGAAAGCUGAUGAACAUUUAUACGUAAGCUGGAGUCCCCAAUCAACGACUGUUUUCCGUUUAAAAUCAAACAAAAAUUUGUACAAGUCUGUAAUUGAAGAGAUUGAACAUGUUUACUACAAUGAAUGUCCUUCAAGACCGACAAAGAUAUCAGACAAGGUGAUGAAGAUGAAAUCAGAUAUAAAAGAAGACAUAUCAAAAGCAGAUUUCAUUGGUGAAUUUGCUUCAGUUACUGCUAAUUCUUCUCCGCGGAGCUAUAAAACCAAAGACAAUAUGUAUUACAAGCAACAGGAAGAUCCAUUUACAAUCAACACUUUUAACAUGAGUUUAGACAGUCUUGUGCAAAAUAUGCAUAAAGCUAUAAAGAACAUAAAUGAAGCACAUACAUAUGAAAAACCAAUGGCAUCUGAAGUGUUAGUUUAUCUUUUAAGUGAUAUGUCUAGAACAUGGCACAGGGAAAUAGGACACGGUAUGCCAAUUACUUACUUGUUCAAGGGUUAUAGCCUUACCAUGAGUACAGCAAGGAGAAUUCUUGAUGAAGUUAUGAACGCAUGCAGUAAUUAUAAUGUCCAUGUACCGUGUACGACUUUUGAUGGACAAUUUGCAAAGUUAAAGGAUGUUGAUAAGUACGGAAAACCUUUGACUUUAUUUGCUCUUCAGCGGCAGGUAUGGUUGGAAAUAAAAAAGAAAAGUAAAAGGGAACUUCUUAUAAAAAUUGGAAGCCUAUUUAAUGAGCCAGAAUACAGUAAAGUAACUGAUGCCGUUAUUAUGGACGAUGGUGAAAUUAAAGCAAUAAAAUCAUACUUUCAGGUACAUAAUAAAAACAAAUGUUUGCCUGUGGAGACGCCUAUAGAAAUUCUGCAUAAGAAAAUUUGUAAACAAUCACAUGAUGUUUUGAAUGAGAUCGGAAUAUCUGAUUCAGCUGGACUUGAAGAAGAUGUUCUUUCUAUACUGGAGACAUUGGAAUCACAGACAAAAGAGAAUAAUUCAGAUGUCCACAAUAGUCAGAAUACUAAUAGCAGCAGGAAUUAUGAAGGCGAAGAAGUAACUGAAAGCUCACUCUCCGCACCCCAUGUCGAUAGUCCUGUUCUGAAUACAAUUCAGAUGAAUGAACAAGAUUUUACAAUUUUACAAAAAACUCUUGUAAAAACUAAAAGAAAGAAGUGGCAUAAUAAAAGUCAUACUGAAAUAUCGACCAUUUUUAAAUCGGCAACUGUAAUGAAUUCAGAAUUCACUGGUCAGGAACUAAAUGAAAUAGUCAAAUAUCUUAACAUAAAAGGUUUAAAACAUGGCAUUAAGAUUAGUCAAAACCUUCGAAAAACAGAAAAAAUUAACAAAAUUUGCUCAGUUAUUGGCAUUACUUCGAGUGUUACUGUUCCCAAGAGGCAGUGUCGAAAGAAAAACGUUACAUCCUUGAAAACGUUAUGUGUCAAUGUAAUUCAAAAACGUAGCUAUCCUAAAGACGUGUUGUCUGUUGCAUAUGCAAGAAGCACAUGGCCAUGUUCUGAGGACCAAUGGUUUGAAAAGUUCGUAUGUUGAGAAGCAAAUUGUCAUAAAACGUGACGAAUAUAUUGAAAAUGAAACGAAUGAAAUAACGUUUUCGCCAGUUUAUUCACCAGAGUACGUAGAGGAAAGACAACAACUUGAAGUUCGUAUAUUAGAUGGAACACAUUUGCGUACUAAUCUGAAAUCAAAGUUAAUUCGCCAUGGAUUAGGCAACGUACAUAUUGAAGCCUGGAAGAAAGUUGCAAAUACCGGAGAAACCGAUCUGGCGCCUGCUAUGCUAGAAGUACAACAUGAUGGAAAAAUAAUGCAUCAGCAAAGUGACCCCUAUGUACGUACAAUGUUUAGCGAAAAAGUGGAAUCAGUAAUGAUUGCAAAUGGCGAUUAUUUCGAAGCAAACUUUUGCAAGCUGUUCAGACAAUGGCAUGAGGCAGAAGACAAGCCGGGGAUUUCUGCUUUUGAAAGAUGUUAUCGCAGUAUUAAUUUUCGAAACUGGCUAAUGGAGAAUUACGAUUAUACAAAGUUUCCGCCUGUUUCACAGUAUGUCAAAGGCAUACCUCGUUGUUACUUUUGAAGGUUUAGUAUGCAGUAUUGAUGCACAUGUGAUGUUGUAUUCAAUGGUGAAAACUGGAACGUACAAUUGCGCGCCGUAUCAACACUUGUGGCAGAAAAUUUCAUGGGAGAAUUGGCAGAAAGGUCGCAAAAUAACCACGGAGUUCCAUCAGGCAACACACUACCUUCUGAUAUGAGUAAAAAUAUCACAGCUACAUGCAUGAGACUCAAUCCGGAACGAUCAUUUCAAAUGAAGACGUCAAAAUCGAGAUGCUAUGAAAUACCAGACGUCAUGACGGCCAACAAGUUUGAAAAAAUACCGAUGGUUGGAUAUAAUGUUGACUCACGCAUAUCAGAAAUAAUCACCAGGGAUCAUGAAUUCGAUCAAAGGAGAGGAGGCGUACCAAAGCACGGAACUGUUAGAAAACUUAAUGAUAUUCCAAGAGGCGUACAACCUGUACGGUCACACUAUAAAGUCGACGAAUCUAGAAUAUUACCUUCAUUAAGACAGGGUAUUUCCGAAAAAUUAUUAGAUGAACUAACUAAAUGAUCAACUGUUUAACAGCGAUGAAAUGCCUGUUACUUCUAUGGAAGCCUGAAUGAAAAACUUUUUGACUUUUGCAUAGUUGAAUGGUUUUGAGUUGGAAUAUUAAUUGGAGUUGCUAUUGUAUAAUAGACAAGUUUAUUACUAUGACUGGCAUAGUUUUGGUAUUUGCGUAACGAUAUUUAUGAAAGUAAUACUUUUUACAGUGGUUUUAUAUAUAAUGAUGCAACUUUUUCGAUGCAAAAUGGUGAUAGUAUUACGUUAUGACUGAUGUGAUCGUAUUUGAAUGUUCAUGUCAAAUCGAUAUUGAUAAAUAGAAUAGCGUGGCAAGCAUACCUUUCUUUGCUAUUGUAAUAUCAUCGGUAUAUCGGUAUAAACUACACGCAUUUUGCUGCUAUUGACACAAACAUGCAGAGCUAUAUGACUUACAAAUUUGUUUUUUGUAAACAUAUAUGUAAAUAUCUAACACUGUGAUUAACAUCAUCGUGUGCACAUCUGAUUUUUUUCCUGUGAUUAAAAUACACAUCUUUUACUUUGGUAUAUGAUUGAUUAAAAUUGAAAUUUAUGCUACGAUUAAGACAAAUAUUUGAAAUUGUUUUGAUAUUAAGAUACAUAAAGAUAAUACUUUGAGCACAUACAUUCCCUUUGUGUUCUGAUUAACAUUCAUGUAGAUAACUAUUAGUCACAAUAAUAUACAUAUACUGUACUUUGUAUACAUGUUUUUGAGUUUGUGCUAUGAUUAACAUAAAGGCAUUUGAGUUUGUGUUUUAAUUUACAUAGCUUUAAUUAAUGUACAUGUUUUUACUUUGUGCCAUGUUUAACAUGCAAGUUUAAUUUAAACUUAGUGCUUUGAUUAAAAUACAUAAUUAUGGCUUUGAAAUAUGAUAAACAUUAGAAAAGUCAAUUUGACUUGAUGCUGUGAUUUACAAACAUGUUUCCGACUUUACUUAUUUGAUAUAAGGUUAAUGAUCUUUCUGCAUUUAUUGACAAAGGUACAUUGGAAUUUUUUACUAACAAUGAGUAAUUUUCAAUAUGAGCUAUACCUAAUGUUUUACUUGUAACUAUUGUAACUGGCCAAAUAGUCAUUGUUUUUUUUCUGGCCUGGUAUGAAUGGUUGUAAUUGUUGUUUUUAUCUCACCUAGUAGGAAUGGUUGUAAUUGUUGUUUUUUCUGGCCUAGUAGGAAUGGAUGUAAUUGUUGUUUUUUCUGGUCUAGUAGGAAUGGUUGUAAUUGUUGUUUUUUUUUCUGUCCUGGUAUGAAUGGUUGUAAUUGUUGUUUUUUUUUGUUCUGGUCUAGUAGGAAUGGU
This is a messenger RNA of Ruditapes philippinarum (Manila clam), 4732 nucleotides long. RefSeq lists its product as uncharacterized. The transcript has 3 exons. The coding region runs from base 211 to 2367 and encodes 718 amino acids. NCBI's taxonomy places the organism in Eukaryota, Metazoa, Mollusca, Bivalvia, Venerida, Veneridae. The record is from RefSeq and is a predicted model, not a curated record.